AGUACUGCAGGUCUCGGCUAGAAUGUCAACACUUGCUUCGGGUGUCAAAUCAAACUGCUGUCAGAGUGAAGUGAACACCGAGCGAGGGAGUGCGUCUGUGGAAAAUUCAUCAACGGAGAGAGAGAAAGCGGGAAGGGAGUGGAUCGUAGAGAUGACAUACACCCAAAACAGUUCCACAUCUGGAGCUUGUACAGUACGUUCGUUGGAAGAGUGUGGCGUACUGCUUACGGUGGAUGUGUUGCAUUUGUAGGGGCUUCCAGGACGCAAGAGGGAAGAAGUGGGUCACCAGAGCAUCGACUGAGUGCAUCCAAACCACUAAAUAUCUGCACAUCAGGCAGAGGACACUUCUUAAAAGCAAAGGGGAGCAGGUCAGCACUCCGGAGAAUUGGGACGAGUGUUGCGGUCAGCUCCGCUUCACGUCAUUCUUCUCAACGAGGUCUCCGGUUACAAGGAGCGAAAACUACAGGGCAAACAUCCGCCUCGUUACAAAGCUGAGAAGUAAUAGUCUGCAGAGGAAAUCUGAUCCAGGAACAAGGCUAGCAGAUGUACAACAUCCAGAGCAGUUUAGCGAAGAGGAUUUCCUAGACGACACAUUAAGAGAGUCAACUAGUAAAACAUCUAAAGAUGUGGCGAAAUCAGAAAAUCAUGAUGUUGAGCAUGACAUAUCCAGUCAUAGAUCCACGGGUGGCAUACAGCGUGGCUUAGCCCUCUGUGAUCAAGGUCAGCCUGCAAAAAACCGCACACAGGGACAAUCCACAGGUUGUGAGCGCGUGACAGAGCUACCAGUCACAGAGAUUGCAAGUAUAGAGGGGCAAUCAGGAGUUAAUGACCCUCUAGGACAGAAUGUGGAAGGAACGUAUUCUCACAGUAAUAUAAUCCCUUUUAGAGAGGAUACCGGUUCAAAGGCCGACUCUCACUGCCAGGUUGCAUGUUCUCCCACAGCAAUAAACCAGGCCUUAUCGCUGCCCUCAUUCCCUGCUUCUCCUUACAGUAAUAAUCUAAAAUCAGAUCUUAUCAAUUCCACUGCUGCAAUGUUUACUUCUACCUUAGUCUCCGUUCUUGGUCCUAAUUGGAGCGGGCGACUUAGGAGACACAAGCGAGGCUUUAGUGAUGUUGGAACAGAUAUUGCACAAAAUACAAUCCUGCCUACUUUGAGUCAGAAUGAACAGCAGCAACGAUUCCCCCUCCAGCAGAUACCGACACGGGGUGAACCAGUCAACGACUUCAGCAGUCGGCUCAGGGGAUCAGGAGGAACCAGCAGGAGCUCUGAUGAAUGGCAAAAUGAAAGCUUCUCACAUCUCUCAGAAUCGAAAAAAAUGUUUUUGAAAACCAGUUUUUUGAGAAUGAACAGACAUGAAGUGGACCAAACAGCAGAAUUUGGCAAUCGUGUUCAUGUGUCAGUGGACUCCAGUGAGGUGCCAAGGUCCACCCUGUCCCUUCAACUCAGUGACUACAGAAGGACGGCACAGUCAGUGGAUCAAGGAGAGUCCUUCUCUUCAUUAAGGUCUAGGCCAACAACAAGCACUUUGCUUUUGUCUUCUAGGAGGUCGAACUCAAGAAAACCCAGUCCCGAGUCCUUUCAAAUGCAGAAGCAGUUAUCCGCAUCAAUCAGUUCUCUAAAUUUACCAAGUCAAAACAUAUUGAGGAUUUCCCAACCACAACCCACCCUGGUUUCCCCAAACGAUCCAGCCAAAGAGACAAAAAAUAUUCUUGCAUCUCCUGAACAACUCUCAGCUACACACAAACCCAACCCCUUCUCCAAAAACUGGGGAGAGAUGGACUCAUCAAGGAAGCAGCGCUAUUUAAUCACGGGGGAUUUUGACAUGGUCAACAGAACUCCUGCUACAAAUGAUACAACUAGGCAAAUGCUGUUUUCAAACUAUACAACAAGAUUCAACCAUUCCGAGACUCUCAAAUCAGUUCAGGAUCAUGGAGCAGUUGACCGGCGCGUCACUGACAAUACAAAUUUACAGGACUCAAACAGUAAGAUCUCAGAAAGAUCUGCUUGGAUUUCUCCAAAGGAAAAUGCAAAUAGCAGAUUUGUUUUCCCACAAUUUCCCUCAAACCUGAAUUCUGAUAGCAUACUUAAGAGACGGAUCAGCAAGACAUCAAUGACAAGCACAGAUCUUGGGCCAAGCACGUCUGUGCAGUCUAACAGUAUCAGCAAUAUGAUCAACUCAAACAAGACCAGCACCAUAAGUAACACAACUAGCCCCAGAACAAUCCAGUCAAUUGCCACCAGUCCCUCUGUCAGUUUAACUCCUGCACCCCUGAUUCAUGCUGACCAAAGCAACAUUCAGAACUCAAGCGGUUCAGAGAAGCCUUCAUCGAGCCCAGUGAACUCUAUAAGGAUGAAAACGUUUACAGAGAGUCUUAGCUUCUCACCUCGGAAUUCGUCUUUAGAAGGAACAAGCCCAUCUCAUUUAUGGUCAAACCACCUGAACUCUAAGAGGCAGCCAAAGGAGUCAAAUCAAAGCCCUUUAGAUCAGCCAAGUCCUUUAUCCCCAUCUGACUUUAAGCCCAGAAGAGUUUGUACUCCAAGCAUCUACAAAUACCUAAGGGAAUCAAGUUCACCCAAGAGCACACGGGCAUCUCCAGCAUUGAGCUCUCCUAGUCCUCAAACCUCAUCUCUAAAGCAAAUACAGGAAGAGGAUAAAAAUUCGAGGAACCUAUGGUUCAUUUUUGACUCCAGUUUAGUCGAAUCAUAUGAUCCACUUUUGAAACCGGACACCAGUUCCACCAGUUCACCACAAUCUAUGCCACCUGACACUGGCAGAAGAUCAGUGUCUCAUCUUAGCAAAUCCCCUUACUCCACCCUCAUUUCUACAAGAGCAGCAAUUAACAGCCUUUCAUCUCCACCUGUGACGCGCCAUCACAGUAGAUCUUUUUCUUACGGUAGUUUACCAGUAGAUCCUAAGUCUCCCAAGGUUGAGAAAAGAUCUUACACUUCUGUCCUCAGAGACCGAAUGAGUAAAAGGAAAUCAUCACUGGGAGAACCAGUGGGUUCUACUGAUAUCCAAAUUAAUGUUAAAGCUGUUUCCAUCCAUCAAGAUGGCAUCUCAAAAAGCUCAACAGAUGCAAAGUUCCCAGACUGUCAAGCCAGCACCUUAAUCCCAGACGCGACACAUCCAAAACAGACUGACACUCUUAUUAGAAAUAUCCCUCAUGAGGGACUUAAUGGCAUAUUUUUGUCUCAGGGUGAGAAAAGUAAUACUUAUGCGACUGACAGUUUGAAUUCCAAAGAGCUUUCUUUGCCUCUAGGUACAGCCCCAGUUAGUGAAGCAGUGCAAAAAGGAAGAGUAACAGAAAUCCUACAAACAAAUGGGACAUUCCAGGCAAGUCAGAGUCCUAACUCAAAGAGGAGCCUCUUCUCAUUAAGAAGUAAGAAGGAUAAUGUUCUUACGUCGUCAUCUUCUACAGAUAAAGAGGGUUUGGCUGUUAAAAAGGCUGAGAUGACAGGACUUAAAACCCCCAAGAGAGUGGACCAGAUGUUGAAUCGUUUGAAACUAAAAUUUGGUGGCAAAGUUUCAGAAGACAGUGACAUGACAAGUAGGAGAAAGACUAAAAAGGAGGAGGCUUCAAAUGUUAAGGCUUAUGAGAGCAUUAAGAAGGAAAAGGAAAGUGAUGAUCUGACAGUUCAAACCAAGAUGAAACCUGAAGAGCUUUUAGAGAGCAAGGCUUUUGAAAGAACUAAGAAACUAGACCAAAUGGAGGAUCUGACAGUUAAAAGACAGAUGAAACCUGAAGAGAGUUUAAACAGCAAGGCUCCAGAAAGAAGUAUUAGUCUAGACCAAACGGAUGAUCUGACAGUUAGAAGAAAGACUAACAAUGAGACAAGCUUAGAUAUUAUGACUUCUGAAACCAAGAAGAAAAUAGAGCACAGGUUUCCUUCGAGUCAAACUUUGAAAUCUCCCAACUCCCCCGAUACCCAAGUCACGUUUAUGAUCGAAUCUUGCAACUCUUCUGGCCCUGUGUUAGGUUUCAGUUAUGAACAACAAGACCGAUCCCCAAAUAUGGAUGAACAGGAAAGACUAAUGGAGGAACUCAGAGAUGGAUUCCUGGGUAGACCCCUUAGCCUUAACUCUCCUAAGCCUGAUCAUAUCAACUGCUAUGCCACACUUCCUCCAGGCAAAAGAUCCAGACUUGUCCCAUCCCCGACACUUUCUCCAUUUGAAUGUUCUUCAGAAGACGAACAGAACGAUAAUGUGUUUUCCGUCCUAACAAAGGGAAAUGACACCUCUCUGGGUGAGCCUGAGAAUGUUGCUCAACCAGACAAUGUUGUACAAGCUGGGGGGCAGAACUCAACAGGGGUGGUGCUGUCUUCUCCCUGCGCUGAUCUCAAGUAUGGACUGAAGCGUGGACGAUCUGUCUCGGUCAGCAGUGUAGUUUCAGGGCGUCCGUCCGGUCCUGGACGAAUCUCAACAGGAUCGAGGCAAGGCAGCGUCAGCGACUUGAGCAGCUUGGACGGCUUUGUGACCAAGAGCCGCCAUUCAAGUAUCAACAGUCCAGUCGGUUCGCCUGAGAAAGAUGUCACAGCUUCCAGUGGCCAUAUGUCUUACAAGGGACCUACACGACGGUCAUCAUCAGAGGGUCAUCACAAUAGCACAGAUAUCCCCGAGGCCAUCUCAUUCUCAUGCGAUAUGGAAGCAGAUCCAACACCACCCCCUUCUCCGCCGCAUAGCCGACGUAUUUCCCAAACCCCCAGCCCCACUUCAGCUAGCAACAAGACCUCGCCAGAUAGCUUGUCUCCUCGUGGAUUUUUACCUUCCAGGAACUAUAAGUCCAUGUUGUCUGUUUUUGAGGAGUCGGGCUCAGAGACCACUACCGAUGAUGAAUACUAUCUCAACAGUGAUGACGAAGAUGAGAAAGAAACCGAACUUUAGUGGGCAAUAUCGUGUGUCUUAUUGAAGCUGUGUAUGUUAUUUGUGUGGUUAAGUUUUUUGAAAGCAGUUGUUUUGAAUUUGUGCACUUUGAUCGGUCUUCCUCAGGAACAAAACACAAUAACAGUGUCAUAAUACGUCCUUCCACAGUCAUUUUUAAAUCAUAAAAAAACCCAUCGGCAUCAUGAUGGAACUAGUGAAUGUAAUGCAAUGAAAAUCAACAAGCUGAAGCACUUGUUUAAGCUUGCCUUGGCACGAUUCCUUUCUUCAACCCAAGCGCUAUGUUUGAAUCCAUUUUCAGUUUGAGAUUGUUAUUGAUAAACAAUCAUGACAAUUUAUGCAUUGUAGGAUCACAGAUGAUAUUCAGCCUGUGUGUUUUGUAAGAUAAAUGUAUGAAGCUUUUUUUAAAAAAAAUUUAUUGAUCAUUAUACACAGUUUGCCCUUCUUAUUGCGUCAUUCCUUCAAGCAGAUAGCACCGGCAGCGUAAAUGAUGAAAUAAUUUUAAUCAUAGUUGAAAAGGUGACAGCAAGAUUUUUAUUAUUAUUUUUUGGAACCACAGAACAAAUAUUAUAGAGUACAGUAUAAAUUAAAUAUAAACGAAAAAAUAUCGUAUCACCAUACUUGACAUUUUUACAACAGUAUUUUUUUUUAUUUUGCUGAGAUUUUGCUAACAAAGCAAGACAUGAAGUACUAGAAGUUGUUUUUAUAAGAUCGGUUUUAAUUUCAACACACAAUUUAAAAAAAUUAAUUAUUUAAAAAUGAGACGACAAAGAUCGAUUUGAAUGUUUAACCAGCUGCUUGCUACUUUAUCUUCCUCCUAGUUUUGAAGUCGGAGAUGACAUUAAGCACGAUACUUAAAGAAAAAUCUAUUUUGAUACAAUUCUUCGUGACAUCAACAUACCACUAACUUCUACUGAAAGGUUAUAGAGCUUGAAAGGAAGUUGGUAAUAAAUCAUAGAAAACAUCUUUUUUUUUUUUUUUUUUAGAAUAACGUAGUAUGUGUUAUUUUAAUGCAAACGGGACAAACUAACCGCAUAUGAAAUUCUAUGUGUCACUACAUAGACAAACUACAGUUAGAUAUUUUAGGAUUGUGCAACAUAUUCUUUGUAAUAUUUGUGAACACAGCGUUUCAACAAACCGCAUUUUCCCUGUGGAUAUUAUUUUUUUUAUUUAUUUAUUUUUUAAAACUUGAUGUGAUCCAAGAAAAAAAAAACCCAGUUAAUUUGUUCAGAUGAAUGCAGAGACAUGAUUUGUUCAGUGUAACUCAGUAAUCCAUAAGUAUAGAAUAGAACACUUGGGGGUGUGCUGUUAUCUAAAAAAAACUAAGAACGGGGUGUGGCCCGAUACAAAGCGGGGUAACAGUUACCACCCGGACGUGGAUUAUUUUCCUUUAACAGCACAUUCUGCGGUGUUUUAUUCCUCUUACAACAUGUCGUGCCAUGCUUUUUAACCAGUUACAUUUAACAUUGUGGAACGUCUGUAUUAUAACGAGUGCGUUAAUAUAAAACGAAACGAAAAGAAAAAAAUCAUCAAGGGUUAUAGAAAAAUAAUCAACACCUUCUGACCAAUCAGAGUUGAGGAUUCAUCAGGCACUCUGUGUGGUACAGUAUAAGGGUGUUCUUAGGCACAAAACAAUUUAAUUAAGCAUUAAUAAUUCACAAUAAACAAUUGUUCUGCCUGUUAACAGUAAACUUUGGUUGUUAAGCAGCAUCAUGUGCAAAAAUGAGUGUAUUCCAUAGAGAGGACAAUGGCUUAAGUGUAACGUUUUAUUGUUGAUGCAUUAACACAACCCGACUCAUCCAGUCAGACUGUACAACCAAAAUAAUGCCAUUAUAAGAAUAAAUAAUAAGCACAUAUCUUUAUUAUUAUCUUCAUUCGGCUAAAUAACGAAGCAGAAAUAAUAACUGCCAUUACAAUACCCUAAUGUGCCCUAUAACUGCAGUGAUAAUGAAUAAAGCCGUGUUUUGUAUCGGUAAAUCAGGAACAUGUUAAUGUCACUAUUAAACAUCAACGCAAACCAGACAAUAUUUUCGAAAGUGAAGGUAGAGUUAAAGCUACACACCCACCAUGAUAGACGGUUUUGUGCUGAGCCUGUGGGAAAGGAGUGGUGGGCAGGUCCAUACAGUAACUCAAUCAUCAUGAAUGUCAUUAAUGAAGCCAGUCCUGAGAUCAAAAACAGAUCGUGCAUGUGUUCAUGUGUGUGUGUGGGUGUGUGUACAUUCAGAAAAUAUCUUAACCACCGCCAAUGAGCUUUUGUUGCUGUGUUUCUUUGGUGACGUUUGUUUGUUCCCCUCCAGUACACGUGUUGCAGGACUGUUAUUGAAAUUGCAAUUGUGCGCACAGUAUGACAUUGUGUAUUGCUUACUUGCGUGGAGAAGGGUGAAUGGAUUGACCAGCUUGACUCUUACAGUAGAUUUGAUUGUUGAUCCUGCUGUCUGAUUAUCACAUAAAGGUAGGGAGAGGUUUUUUGUUUUUUUAAAUCCUUCUUUUCAUUAAACUGAAGCUGUAUUUGGAGUGUGCACUUCUAGUUCCUCUGUGUCUGAACCCGGAUGCCUGCUGCUGUGCUGUGCAAUAAAGAGCAGCGCCUUAUAUUUGUACUAAUUUAACAUUGAAAUAGUAUAUUCUUUAUAACACAUUUAAUUCCUUCCUAUGUGUUUACACACCUAUUAUAGAAACUAAUAUAACCUUAUAAUAAAUAUAUUCUAUUUUUUCAGCCUUUUAAAAUGAAGUGUAGUAAUGAUAUGUGGAAUGUACUUUUAUAUUGUUGUUGUUGAUAUUCAUUGGAGUAAUCUGCACUGUUGGGAUUAUGAUGUAAUAAAACGUUGAAAUAUGCUUGUA
Molecule: messenger RNA, 7718 nt
Organism: Ictalurus punctatus (channel catfish)
Lineage: Eukaryota; Metazoa; Chordata; Actinopteri; Siluriformes; Ictaluridae
Exons: 5
Coding region: 234-4883 (1549 amino acids)
Source: RefSeq, a predicted model, not a curated record